Molecule: messenger RNA, 813 nt
Organism: Batrachochytrium dendrobatidis JAM81
Lineage: Eukaryota; Fungi; Chytridiomycota; Chytridiomycetes; Rhizophydiales
Exons: 5
Coding region: 1-813 (270 amino acids)
Biological process (GO): maturation of SSU-rRNA
Molecular function (GO): rRNA small subunit aminocarboxypropyltransferase activity
Source: RefSeq, a predicted model, not a curated record
AUGAGCAGAAAUGGAAAAGGAAGAAGCAUGCGUAUGUCGUUGGCUCAGCAAGAUCGUUACAAACAGGAACAAAUCAAUCAGUUGGACACCAAUGACAGGCCAGUUUCUUCCAACGACAGUCAUGAGCAUACCGAUCAGCAUUAUAAAAUACCUUUUCCUGUUGCCAUGUGGGACUUUGAUCACUGCGAUCCUAAGCGCUGUUCUGGAAAAAAACUAGCAAGAGUUGGAGUCAUGACCAAUUUGCGAGUUGGUCAACGGUUUAGUGGUAUUGUCAUGAGCCCAAGAGGUGUAUGCGCUGUUUCGCCAUCCGAUCGUGAUAUUAUUAUUCGAUCUGGCAUUGCAGUUGUAGAUUGUUCAUGGGCACGUAUCGAAGAAGUCCCAUUUAAAAAGAUUGCAUCCCGACAUGAACGACUAUGCAAUCGUCGCUCACAUGCUAUCCAUGUAUAUAGAGAGUUGUUUGAUAUCUAUUCCAAAUGCACUGAUGCAGCAGAUAUUGUUCAAAAGCAAACAAAGUACAUUGAGGACAUGGAGCAAUCGUAUAUUUCACGCAGAACUCGAGACGAGAGUCUCUUGAUGCCAAAUCCCAAUCGCGACAACCAGGAUUGCAGCGCGAUGCUUUCUAGAUCUUUAGAUAGCAGUGAUUCUACAAGUGAAAGUAAAUUAGGCAAUUCAUCCCAUGGAGACAGGACAGUGCAGGAGCGUAGAUACGAUAUGCCUUUGAGCGAGUCUGAAGAAUCAAGCUAUUAUGACAGCGAAGAUGAAAAGGCUACAGUUGAACUUCGAGAUAAACUUGGAAAUAUAAUCAUUGUAUAA